AUGUCGCAAAACUUCGACCUUGUCAAGUACAAGGAGAAGCGUCCGGGUACGGGCAGCCUGGGAACACCAAUCGAGCUCACGACAAACUUGUUCAAGAUGAUCUUCCCUCAAGAUAACAUCAAUCAAAAGUUUCCAAAAUACCUCGUGGAACUGAGCACACAAAAGAAGGCAGGAUUAGAGCCGAUCAAAACGAGGGAAGGCCGUCGACGCGCGUUUUGGUUUAUUGUUGCCAGGAAUUUGGAUACUUUCAUAAAGUUACAAAACGUGAUUUACGACGAUUUUAUCAAUUGCUGGGCUUAUGAUGGAAUUCGGCCGCCACGCAAAGUAGAAAUUCGCUUCCGGGAAUGGAGAUUGAAAGAACAAAUGCCUGGUUCAUUAUUGAGACCCGAGAAACCAGGACAAGGCGACCGAAACGAGACUGUUGUGAUGGACAUCAAAGAGGCCACCGAUGUCUGUCGGGAUACGAGCAUCGGUGUCCAGACCGGACCUUGGGACGAAGUCCGGGCCGGCGAGGCCAUGCAGCUCGUUAAAGCGCUACUUCUCCAAAAGCAUCGAUUCGUGCCUGACGUCUGCGAAUGGGAGUGGGAUGUAAAUCAUCCAAGAACGCCCAAAGAGACCUCCGAUUUUUGCACAUUGCUAAGGACGCUUGGUGAAUUGUUCUACGCACAUCAAAAUUCAAUCUACCGCGUUCCAAAGGAUCCCACCAAGUAUCCCGGCUUUGACGCAAUUAUCACCCCGGGAACACAUGCAUGGAUUGGCACCUAUCAUUCGCUCAAGUAUAUCGAGGGAUAUCAACCCGUCGUCAAUUUUGGCUUGGUGAAUAAGCUGUUUAUGGAGCUUGAUAUGCCAUUGCCUUUAUUCUGGAUGACUGUCAUCCACCAGAAGCGCGAAAACCCGGGUCCGCUGCCUGAGUUAACCGAACAACAGUUGAAAGAUGCGUCGAUGAAUGUGUAUCAGUGCGAACUCUUUAACAGAGUCAUGAAGGGGCUACGAUUGAAGGCAGCGCCGGUUGCAGUAUUUGAGCCAUUUAAUAGAAAGACUGGAAGGGGAAAUUGCUGGGAUGUUGUCACUCGUCACUAUAAGUUUACUGAAUUGGCGAAGGUAAGACGCCUUUGCGAGAUUGGAAGGGAUAUACAAUGGGGGAAAACGGCAGCCCUGAUGCGGGUUUCGUACAAUAAAACAUGGAUUACACUUGAGCAGCUGUAUCAAAACGCUGCGCUGCCUCUGAAGUGGCCGAACCUUCCCUUAGCAGUGGUCGAGGUCGGCAACAAGUUCAAUGUUGUUCCUCUAGAGAUGCUGCGCACCCACGACAGCCCACAAGUCUACAACAAGAUUCUCAAUUACAAAUCUCAGCAAAAAUACAUCAAGGCAUGCUCUCGUCCCGCCCUUGAUAUGCGCCCGGUGAACCCAGAUUCGAGUCGACCGCCUCUGCCUGUCAGCCAUAAGCAACUGACUGAGAUGCUUGUGAAGAAGCUCGAAGUCAGUGCUGACGAGGGAGGAUACCCAAAGGAUCCGUUUCUGCAACAUUUUGGGAUAUCAAUUAACCCGAAAGGCAUUGAAUGUGAAGGUCGCGUCCUUGAGCCACCGAACAUUCAAGCUAAUGACGAGGUGCUGGUGGCCACGAAAGAAGAUCAUCGCGGCUUUAGUCUACGAAAAUUCCUGAGUCCACCACCACAGAAAGUCGAGAUGGCCGUGAUUGUCAUGUAUGACAAUGGCGAGCCUGUUCACCCCCUUGAUGACGUCAAGGGGUUUUACAACCAGCUGGCCGAAAUUUGCGCCAUUCGAGGAGUCGCUAUAUUGGAAGGUCUUCCUAAGAAAUGUUCCUGGGAUGUUUCUCGAGAUCCUGGAGGUCUGCCUUGUAUCGCACGUACCCUUGCUGACAAGGCAAACAAGGAGUGUUGCUAUUGCGUGCUCAUCUUCGGCGAUCGUGAUUUCGGCAGAUAUGGUCACAUCAAAGAAGUCAUGGAUUUUCACGGAAUCGUCUCACAGUGCAUCGACAUAGUUACAGUCAAAAAAUUCAAAAAGAACCCAAAGAAACAUACCAUAUUUUACAACUUGUCGAUGAAAAUCAACCAAAAACUGGGCGGAAUUACGCAUGGACUAGCCGAAGAAGUGGACGGGGAUGAGAUGAGGAAGAAGGGAUUGCUGUUCAUUGAUAAGGAACAUCCUACAAUGUUCAUAGGAAUCGAUGUCACUCAUCCGCCUGUGGAAAACAAAAAAGAUCCCGAACUACGGCCGUCCAGAGCCGCUGCUGACGCCCCUCGGCUUAGCAUUGCCGCCUUGGUGACCAACACCAACCUCGAGGCGACGAGAUAUACAGCUGAAGUACUACCGCAGUAUGAGAACCAAGAAUGUGUAGUACAUCUCGAAGAGACACGCUUCUGCAACCUUGUGAAUAAGUUUUGCGAGAGUACCGGCACCGUCCCCAAGCAUCUCGUCGUGAUCAGGGACGGUGUUUCUGAUGGCCAACUUAUGCCAAUAGCUUCAGCGGAAUUGAAAUGGAUGAAGGCCACUUGGAAAACGAAAUAUCCAGGUCACCAAAUCACCUUCACUUAUAUCGUCGUCCAGAAGAGGCAUUUUGUUCGAUUUUACCCAAAGAAGAAAGAGGAGGCCGAAGGUCCAAAUGGCAACAUCCCAGCCGGCACGAUCAUUGACACUACCGUAGUCCACCCGGACAUCUAUGAUUUUUAUUUGGCCAGCCAUUAUGGAAACGCGGGCACGACCCGACCGCCUCGCUUUAUCGUGUUGCUGGACGAGUGGAAGCUCGAUGUGGACGAGAUGCAGAAAAUGCUCAACAAUCUCUGCUACAUUUUCGCAAGAUGUGCGAGGCCGAUCUCGCUACCCGCGCCGCUCUACUAUGCUCAUUUGAUUUGCGCACAAGCGAAGGAGCGCUACAGGAGCCUUGUCAUGAAUGACGAAAUCGACCCCCCGCCAAGCAGCAGCGAUUCCGGCCGAGAAGGCGGUGGAAGAGGAAAGAACCAACCAAAGACAGCAGAGGUCUGGGAAGACUUCAUCAAAUUGGGCCAAAAACUAACCUAUAAGGUCGAGGGAAUGCCCUGGCUU
Mesorhabditis spiculigera is the source of this 3063-nucleotide messenger RNA. The record is from the annotation of a GenBank genome assembly. NCBI's taxonomy places the organism in Eukaryota, Metazoa, Nematoda, Chromadorea, Rhabditida, Rhabditidae.